Tribolium castaneum (red flour beetle) is the source of this 1477-nucleotide messenger RNA. RefSeq lists its product as uncharacterized. The transcript has 5 exons. Bases 149 to 1135 code for a protein of 328 amino acids. Gene Ontology annotation, cellular component: membrane; endoplasmic reticulum. Lineage: Eukaryota; Metazoa; Arthropoda; Insecta; Coleoptera; Tenebrionidae. The record is from RefSeq and is a predicted model, not a curated record. Gene Ontology annotation, biological process: lipid homeostasis.
GCGUUCGCUUCGACUUUGACACUUGAAAAAAUUCCGUUCCUAACCUCAAACCAGCCGCACUAUGUGACAAAAGUGUGUAAAAACGGCCGUAACAAUGUAAAAACAGCCCGAUUAAUAGCCAGUAUAAUAGCAAAAAAAAGUGUAAAAAAUGAAAUCCAAAGUGCAACUAAUUUCGCAAAUCAAAAAAGAGCACCGGAAGACUCACAUGCAUAUACCCCUCAUUUUCGUGCUGGUCUCCACACUUGUUCUGUCAGUGCUGUCCGUCACUGACCUCGACUGGGAAGAUAGAAUUUCGAUCAAAAGGGGCUUUUCACUGUUUUGUUAUGGAUUGGUGUUUUUCACCGUUUUGUACCUCGUUAGCAACAACCUGAUGUUGCGGACGUCGCUCGGACAAAAAUUCGUACGGACGUACAAGCUGGCGCCAGCGGAUGUCUUUGAUAUUAGCAACAAACAAGUCUCAGCCGUCCAAGCCCUCUUCUGUUGCAUCACGGGCCUCACCAGCUGCACCUAUUCCUGCACCAGAGACAUGCUCCACACCUCUCACUACAUCUCAGAGGCAUAUGCCUGGUUUGGUGCUGCGUAUUUUUUCUACGACAUUUGGUCGAUGUACAAAGUUCACAAUGCCAAAGUUGUGCAAGCCAGCAUGAAUGGCGAUGUUAAACGAACAGGUGUUAAAUUUUUCAGCUAUUUGAAAAGUCAUGCUGUCAUCGUAGGACAUCACAUUUUUAUCGGUGGCUUUGGGUUUUUAGUUAUAACGUAUUUGAGAGGUGGCCUUGGUGAUUGUUUCUUCGGAUUCGUGUACCUGAUGGAGGCUAGCACUCCUUUUGUGUCCUUGAGGGGCAUUUUGUCAAAGAUCGGCAUGAAAUCGUCCAUUUUGUACGUAAUCAAUGGCCUUGUGAUGUUGGGGACGUUUUUCGUCUGUAGGGUGGCAAUGUUCCCCUGUGUGAUAUACUUGUACGCACGCAGCGUCGACUUGGAUUAUUUUUCCGCGAUUCGAUCGCUGCCGACUGGAUGUAAGGUGAGCAUCGUGAUCCUGUUGCUGCCGCAAGUGUACUGGUUUCUGUUGAUGGUGAAAGGAGCCUCCCAAGUGCUCAAAGGCAAAGUGACCAAAAAGAAGACAUUGAAGAUGCAUUAACUAAGACUUGUAAUCCGAGCUUAGCGCUUUAAAUAAAUAUUACAUAUACGAUUUGAUGACCAGAAAAAGACGAAUUUACGUGGAUAUUGCUAUUUCUGGAUAAUGUUUAACACGUCGCAUCAAUGUCGUUAUUACUGUGAUUGUUGAUUAUUUUGUUUAUUUAUUGAAAUGGGUUCGUGCUCGAUUCAAAGACUUGUAGUAUUUUUUCGCAUUUCGCACCAAUUUUCGUGCACAAACUUGUUGGAAACGUACCUUUUGUAACUUAUUAACAUUUAUUAUUGUAAAUGACUGUUUUAUAAGUCACUAAGUGUAGGAAAAGAUAAAAUAAAGCGAUAUUAAAAA